Molecule: messenger RNA, 2619 nt
Organism: Marchantia polymorpha subsp. ruderalis
Lineage: Eukaryota; Viridiplantae; Streptophyta; Marchantiopsida; Marchantiales; Marchantiaceae
Source: the annotation of a GenBank genome assembly
GGGGUGAUGAGGAAGGAUUCGAUGAAGAGAGUCUUGGAAUCACAUCUAUGCAUCUAUUCACAUCAGCCAGAGAAAAUCGUGCUCUCACGGACAAAAUUGCAUGCGUAGAGAUGAUGAAGCUUCAAGAACUCCACAGCCAACAGCGCCAACAGGACAACCAACCAACAGCGCCUGCACGUUUCCGACGAUCUCGGCGUCGCAUCCUCGAGCAUUGGGGAGGUCCUCCACACUCGCGAAGAAGAAGACGCGACGACGAAGCUCCAUGAAGAAGAGCUUGGGCCACAAGAGAACGAUUCUGCAGAGCAGCGAUAGUCGAUCUGAGCCCUGCCUUGCUAUGGACAGAGCGGUGGAAUGACGAGGGUGCCGCUAGGGCUGCGAGGUCCGAGAGGGUGGAAGCGGAGAGGGGCAGCUCCGAAACCAGCAAUUUCCACCAACACCGCCCCUUGCCCGAAUCUAGCCACCAAUCGAUCUCAAUUGAUCUGGUGUGAUCAAUCGAGCUCACCGCGCUCAGCUAGAACCGGGCUCGAACUCGACCCCAAAGCUUGCCCGCACCGUCAUCCUCGACGGGGCUCUCCGCGUGAGCUCACGCCUCCAUCAUCCCCAUCUCUCACAUAAACCCCGACACAUAAAACUCCGAUCCCUUCGCGUCGAACGCAGCAAUCCCUCCUCCGCUCGCACGAUGGCGAACAAGAAACGGACCCUCAAGAAAAAAAAUGCCAGCGCCCACUGUAAAAAGCUCAAGCUCGCGGUCGAGCGGGAGGGAUCGACAAGAUGGUACCACAGACAGCUCGGCGCAGGGAGCGGCGCGAGGGCUUGUUCCCGGCCGUAUCUCGUGCGAUGCCCGCCUCCUAGGGAUAGUUGGAUAGAUAGAUAGAUUGCAUGAUAGUAGAUAGAUAGAUUUGAAAGAGGGAGGAGGAGCUGGUUUGGUUGACGAAUUUGCACGGACAGGGUAGGCGAGAUUGUAGAUCUUGACCGAGCGAUCUGGGACUGUGCGUUCAUGUGGUGAAGAAUUAGUGUGGGGUGGUGAGAUGGCCGACUGAUGGAGCAGUCCAUUGAUCUUCUGUGUCCCAGAGAUGGAACAGGCUUUGAAUUUUCAGUAGUGGUUUCCGAUCGAAGGCGAGCUCAGUAGUCUGGUCGAGUUAGUAGAUAGAUAUCGGAGGAUAUUUUGGCCCGGCUUUGUAUACUGCACGAGGUAGUGGAGUAGGCAGUUUUGAAGCAUGGGGUUCACGGCAGGUUUGAUUUUCGGCUUUGCCUUCGGAGUGGUGAUCGUUGCUCGCCUCGCGUUUGUGAUGCAAAGGAGAAGGAAACAGAGAAUUGCCAAGGCUGCAGAAUUGCAAUUUCUUGGACAACUUACACAAGAUGAUAUUAAGAAACUUUGUGAUGGUAACAGCCCGUUAGGGAUAUCUUUACCAGAAUUCGAGCGGGUUCAAUGGAUGAAUAAGCUACUGGAUAAAGUUUGGCCUAAUGUGGCGAAGGCAGCAGGAGCAGUCAUCAAGGAAUCGCUGGAACCUAUCCUGGAGAGUUACAGGCCAAUUGGUAUAUCGCAGUUGAAGUUUAAGAAGCUGUUUUUGGGAAAUGUGGCUCCUCAGAUCGAAGGUAUCAGGAUGCAGAGCUUGAAAGAGGGCCAGGUCACCAUGGACUUGGACUUCCGAUGGCGAGGCGAUUCCAGCAUUGUACUAGAUGUUUACACUAGAUGUGUACUAGGGUUAGUCCUUCCAGUGGAGCUGAAGGACUUCAAACUUUUUGCCACCAUCCGGGUCAUCUUCGUGUUGUCAGAGGAGAUGCCUUUUAUAUCCGCUAUCGUGGUUGCCCUGUUGGCAAAGCCUAAACGCGAGAUAAGGUAUACAUUGAAGGCGAUCGGUGUUCCCUUAACAGCCGUUCCCGGUAUUUCGAUGAUUAUAAGAUAUCUCGUGAAGACCAUUGUUACCCUACAUUUACAAUGGCCGCGCAGAAAAAUCAUCUCACUUUCGGCAGAUCCUAGUGUUUUAAGGUUUGUAAGAGCCAAUCAAUCAGACUUAUUUGAUUUAUGGGUUACCCUUUACGGUUUUGUGUGGCGUUGACGGGGUGUCGUCGUCGCUGUUGGUGGCUCUUGGAGCUUUCUGGGAGAGAAGGCGUUACCAUGGUUGGCAAGGGAGUGAAGGCGCUCCCCAGAGGUAUGACUAACUCUAUCGGCAACAUCUCUAAGAAGACCAGGGACGCAAAUGGAACGGCCAAGUGAUUUCUGAACUGUAUAUUUACCCGCUUCUGCCAUAUACGGACACCGGCCAUUGUCUUCUGAACUCUACCGGUACUCGCUUCAACUUCACUGUCGCUAGCUCCGACGGCACACUUACGCAGCACUUCCUAUGAAACAAAACGAUGAGUUUACGGUGUCCUGUAUAUAGGUGUGUAUGUUUCAUUGCGAUAUUAUACCUCUGUAUUAUACGGAAAUCCCAAACCGUACCUUGUAUAAUUGUAUAGUAAAAAGUCCGUAUUGGAGUCCGCACAAGUGUUGCUGGCUUGCUACAAAUGUGAGAUUUAAGAUUUGUCAUAGACUUUACUCGAAAAAGAAGUAUACGCGAAGAAUCCAAUUAUAGAGACCCACAGUCCUGUACCUUGCAAAGUAUACGAUGGGAAGGC